AUGCAGGUUGAAGUCAACGAAAACGAGGACACGGAGUGGAACGAUAUCCUCCGCCAACAUGGCAUCAUCCCCGAGAAGCCUGUGGACCCCGAGCCGUUGAUUCAAGAGGCUCUGGUCGAAGCAGAGCACAGAGCGUACGCAAACCGACUCGAGGAUAAGGACAUUGACGAACUGGACGCACUGGAGGAAGAGGAGGACGAGGGUUUCCUCGACUCAUACCGGCAAAAGCGCUUCGCUGAGCUCUCCGCCAUUCAACAAACCAGUGUGUUCAAUCAGGUCUACCCACUUCAGAAGGUUGAUUAUGCCCGUGAGGUGACAGAAGCGUCGAACAACGCCUUUGUACUUGUCAAUCUCACUUCUAUGGGCGGCAAUGUAGAAUCGCGCGUGUUGACAGAGCUCUGGCGGCAGCUGGCUGCCAAAUUCGGAGACAUCAAGUUCUGUGAGAUCCGCGCAGAUAUGUGCAUUGAAGGAUAUCCGGAGAAGAAUACGCCUACAAUUUUGGUCUACAAGGAUACCGAGAUCCGAAAGCAGCUCAUUACGCUGCAGCAGUUGAAGGGACCCCGUACCAAGGUUGAAGAUAUUGAGCGUUUACUGGUUGAGAUCGGUGCUUUGAAAGAGAAUGACGUUCGUCUCAAAAAGCGCGACGAGGAUGAAGAUGAGAAAGCCGAUGAUCUGAACGUUGAAGACUAUGACGAUGACUGGGAUUGA
Messenger RNA from Penicillium nucicola, 708 nucleotides. RefSeq names its product phosducin family protein. Lineage: Eukaryota; Fungi; Ascomycota; Eurotiomycetes; Eurotiales; Aspergillaceae. Gene Ontology annotation, cellular component: cytoplasm. The record is from RefSeq and is a predicted model, not a curated record. The coding region runs from base 1 to 708 and encodes 235 amino acids. The transcript is spliced from 4 exons. Gene Ontology annotation, biological process: protein folding.